Messenger RNA from Daphnia pulicaria, 4905 nucleotides. RefSeq names its product protein turtle homolog B-like (gene ed). Bases 398 to 4120 code for a protein of 1240 amino acids. Lineage: Eukaryota; Metazoa; Arthropoda; Branchiopoda; Diplostraca; Daphniidae. Gene Ontology annotation, molecular function: cell adhesion molecule binding. Gene Ontology annotation, cellular component: cell-cell junction. The record is from RefSeq and is a predicted model, not a curated record. Gene Ontology annotation, biological process: cell-cell adhesion. The transcript is spliced from 6 exons.
UGUUGGUCGGCGGUGGCGGGUCAGUCGGUUACCAGUUGCCGUGUCGGUUAGUCCCCCCCACAAACCACUCCGCGCCCAAAAAAAGUUUGGCUGAAAUUUAAAAAAUAGAAGACACAUUGGAAAAACAAAAUUUUUCGUGUGUGUCAAGGAUUUGACGCGUGUUGUGUGACGUGAUUGGUGAUUUGGUGUGGCGCUCAUUUGAAUAAUUGGAAACUUGUCGGCCAUUUUUGUUUAUUUCUCAGUGGAUGAAUCGACCGAGCCAACCGUCCAUGUGCGUCCAGUGAAGUGGUGAAUUACCAUCAAGGGGGGUAAUUGAAAAAACCGGUGGUGCCUAUUAAUAUUUAUCGUGAAAUUAAAGACAAUCAACUGAAGAAGAAAAUUUCAUCAACUUCACAAAAUGGAUACGAAGCAACGACAAUUUGUCCUUGCUUUUUUGGUGGUGGCGCUGCUGGCGGCCGGUGCCUGGACUGUGGACGUUCGAGUCGGCGAGGACGUGACGCUCGAGUGCCGUUUCAAUCCGACGCUGAUGGACAAACGUCACACCUUUUACUGGAUUCGGGCCAACAUUAAAGAAAAGGACAACGUCGCCAUUGGAGAGUCGCCACUUGAGAAAAAUUACAGAAUCAGUUUCAAGCCGGCCGAGGGCCAGUACGACUUGUUGGUGUCUGGCGCCACUUACGAUCGCGACAAUGGCCGUUUCGAGUGCCGCCUCAAGGAGCAAGGCACGGGAAUUGAAUUGCACAGCCAAUCGGUCGAUUUGGUCGUCUUGGUCCCGCCGUCGUCGCCGCAAAUCAACCCCGUCAGUCCCGUGGCCGUCGAGGGACAACCCACCGAAUUGGUUUGCUCCAGCGCCGGCGGCAGUCCCGAUCCCGUUUUAAGGUGGUACCGGAAGGGCGAAGCCAACCCGUUGGAAGGUGCGAUCAUGAAAGCGGGCGGAAGCAAAAGUGUGGCCACACAGUCGACGCUGAUUGUGCGACCGCAAAAGGAAGACGACGGCGCCGAGUACCGCUGCGUGGCCUGGAACAGAGCCAUGGACACCAACGACAAGAAGGAAGCCAACAUUGUUCUCGCCGUCAAUUACGCUCCCAGGGUCCGUGUCAGCCCCAGCCCGUUGAAUGUCGAGAGGGGAGGCUCGGUGCAGAUCCAGUGUCAGGUGGACGCCAAACCGGCCGUUUACAGCGUCCGCUGGACCAGAUCCGGUCGAUUCAUCGCCACCAGUUUCAACCACACGCUCAGAUCCGUCAGCCUGGAAGACGACGGCCUCUACGUUUGCUCGGCCGACAACGGACUGGGUCAAGUCGGUGAGGCGGAAUUGCAGCUGGACGUUCUCCAUCCGCCCAUGGUGACCAUCGCCGAGUCGCGCAAGGAAGUCGACAUCGGUUCCAGCGUCUCGAUCCCCUGCAACGUCUCAGCCAAACCGGCCCCGACUUCCAUCGAGUGGCUCAAGGAGGGCGACGCCCAGUUCAGAUCCAACGGACCCGUUUUGCGACUCAACCGCGUGGCCGCCGCCGAUAACGGCCGCUACCUUUGCCGGGCCACCAACAUGAUUGGCUCGGCCGAACGAUCUGGCAACGCCACGUUCCAUCUGCUGGUCAAACACGAGCCCGGAUCGGCCCGCAUUUCUCCCGAAGAGCCGAUCGCCGUCGACGAGGCCUCAAUCACGUUGACUUGCGCUGCCGAUCCGCCGGGCUGGCCUUUACCCCAGUACCGCUGGUGGAAGGCCGGCGCCGAGACGACCAUUUUGGCUUCGACUUCGGAGCUGACGAUUCACGUGGCCCGUCAAAACAGCGAGGGAACGUAUUACUGCCAGCCCAGCAACGACCUGGGCACGGGCGGUUCCAGCUACGUCAACUUGCGCGUUUUCCAGCCGCCCCGCUUCAUCGGCCAACUGCCACCCGUCUUGCAGAAAAAGGCCCAGGACGCUGAUUUCAACAUGACGUGCUCUGCCCAGGGCAAACCCAAGCCGUCCAUCACUUGGCUCAAGGACGGAGUCGAAAUUCUGCCCGGCAGCAGCUCGGGUGCCUACGAUUUGGCCAUGGACGAGUCGGAGGGUCGCAACGCCAUCUUUACUGUCCGCUCGACACUGCGAUUCCACGGCUCGGAGCGGCCGGCCCUUUCCCAGCUGACGGCCGACGAUCGCGGCGUCUACACUUGCGCCUUUGAGAAUCAAAUCCGCCGGAUCGAGUCGACUCUGACGCUCAAAAUCGAGCACGCCCCCAUUCUGCUGGACCACCACCCCAAAGUGGCUUCCAACGUCGGUUCGUCCAGCGUCCAGCUCCUGUGCCAAGUCCAGGCCUACCCUCGCCCCAAUUUCGAGUGGUCCCUGCGCGACGUGCCCAUCAUCGGCAGCAGCAGCGGCGGAGCGGGCGACAACAAGUACGACAUGAACGUCACGUCCAUCACCAACACGGCCAACGGCAACGACAUUUACCAGGGCGUUUUGCGCAUCAACGACGUCAAAGAUUCCGACUAUGGCGACUACACGUGCAAAAUGUGGAACGCUGAAGGUGAAAACGCGGCGGCCGUCCGUUUGCAAGCGACCAGCGCACCGGAAAAACCCACCAAUCUGCGCGUUGUCCAGCCGGGCUACGAUUCGCUGACGCUCGAAUGGGACGAAGGAUUCAACGGCGGAUUCGAAAACACAAUCUACACGGUCCUCUACCGGUCGGCUUCAUCAUCUGGGCAGGCCGGCAGCGAGUUGGCAGCCUCUGGCCAGCAACAACAGCAAGAAGACGAUUGCCAAUACGCCAACCCUUGCGUCAUCCGCGGGCUGGAGCAACUGCAAUCGUACACGUUCCAAGUGCGGGCCGAGAACACGAAGGGAAAGAGUCCGUUGAGCAACGCCCUGACGGCCUCGACCGUCGUCGACCUGUCGCGUAUCCCCGAGCCCAAACAGGUGACGUUCGAGCCCAAAACCAAGACCAUCUCGUUCAACGUGGAUUCCCAGCUGCCGCUGAUGGCCAUGGUGGAGAGUCGCGUCGAGGGCAACUGGGAACUUUCGCAAAAGAUUUCGGUCCGGUCGCCGGUGAGUCGCGAAGUGCUGGACCUGGUCAAGGACGACGUUGACGACAUUCGACUCAAACUCUGUCUGGAGAUGAACACGACGCUGUGCAGCGAACCGGUGGUGGCCGUGACGGGUGACCUCAUUCAAGAGCCGACCAAAGCUCUGACUGAAUUGCCGGCCAAGUACAUGGUGGCCAUCAUCGUGGCCUGCGUCGUUGGCUCUCUGGUCUUUGUCUUGUUCGCCAUCUUUUACUGCUACCGUCGACGACGUGCCCAGAAGCUCAAGAAGCUCCUGGAAAUGGAAAAGGCUCAUUCUGCCCGUCCGACCAUCACCCAACAGCAGCAGCAACAACAACAGCAACAACAACAGCCACCGCCACCUUAUUACGCCGGACUGGAGAACAAGGGACGGGACCAGAGUUUGAUGAACACGAGUCACGGCAGCAUGCUGGACGACGCUGCCAGCAAGAACGCCCUUUACGCCACCCAAAACGGUUACGGCUACGCUGUGGCCAGCGCUCAGAACAAUGGCGGCGGACACGCCAACGGCGGUGGAGAUUGGGUCAACAUGGCCUACACGGAGCACAGUUAUUCCAAUUCCAACAACGGCGGCUCGGUCAACUCACAGGAUUCUCUGUGGCAAUUGAAAUUGGCCAGCCAAAAUGGCGGAGUCAACGGAGGUGGUGCCGACCACCAACUGGGCAAUGUGCCGGACGGCAGAUCGUACCACUACGACCCCAUGACCCACGGUGGGUACGGCGGAUUCGAGGACUAUAGCCACUACCCGCCCAGCAACGGCGACGACUACCUGCAGCGCAACAAUUACGGCGUCGUGGCCGGCGGCAAUGGCGAUCCCUACGCCGCCGUCCACAAAAAUGGCAAACGCAUGGAACACCUCGAAUCGACAUAUCACAAUGUGAGUGGCUUGCCCGAUCCUUACAUGGAGGCCGAACCGGAGGAGAUGAAACAGCACCAACAACAGCAACAGCAGCAGCAGCAACAGCAACAAAUGGCGCCACCUCAGCAACAUCAUCUCUCGUUUGAUGAGUCGCUAGAGAGCGGCUAUUCAACACCCAAUUCACGGAAUCGCAGAGUCAUCCGCGAGAUCAUCGUCUAGUAGACCCAUAGCAGAAAGAAAAUAUUUAGUAGACAAUUUAGUUUUUCUUUUUUAAAAUUCUCCCUUCAACCAACCACACGAGAACAUUACCCUCGUCAACACAUCAUUAUUUAAAAACAAAUCAAUGACAUCCAUCGCCGUGUGCCAAACACCUCGACCAAAAGGUGGUUCUUUCUCGACAAUCUCCAUUCCAUUUUUCGCCUCGUUGGGCGAAAAAGUUUCGUCUUUUUUUUUUUAAAAGGGAAAAAAAAAUAAUUCGAGUUCGGAUUGUGAUAGGAAAGGCUCAAAUUUAAAAGAGACACGUGAAUUGCCCCGCUGGCCUGCUGCUACAUUUGUUUUGUCGCCAUUUUGAUCUCGCUGAAAGAAAAACAAAACUUCAUCCGUGGACCUGGUCCUCUCAAGUAGGGUCUAACACAAAUUUAUACAUAAAAUGAAAUUAGAAAUUCUAUUUGAUUUUUUCAAAAGCGAUGUGGGACUACCGACAACAAAUUUUCCAAAAUUAAAAAAAAUAUGAAAAAAGUAAAAAAUAAAAAAAUAAUUUUUGUUUUAUGUGGCGACUGUGGAACCGUCGCCGUCCCUAGUUAUAUAUAUUUUUCUUUUGUUUUUUGAUGACUUUUCUUUAAAAAUAUUUUUUUUUGUUUUUUCGACCAUCAACUAUCGAUCAUUGUUGUACAUAAGAACACACAACCCCCUGACGUUCUUCCCCCCCAUCUCCCGAGUGUUUUAAUGUGUUGUUGUACAUAUUAAGACGACGAAUGUUGUUGCAAUCCAGCAGGCGGAUUUAA